AUGGCGUCUUUCUAUCUCUUUCUUCUGUUUUUCUCAUUUUUCCAUUCGAUUUCUUCCAAAAAUUUAAUCUUGCCACUCAAGCUUCAAUCACUUCCAUCUGGGUCCCUUCAAAACCCUCCAAACAAGCUCUCUUUCCACCAUAAUGUUUCUCUGACUGUUUCCAUCACCGUUGGAUCGCCGCCGCAGCCAGUCACCGUCGUUCUCGAUACCGGCAGCGAGCUCUCAUGGCUCCGGUGCAAGAAAACCCCGACCUCACCCUUAUGGUACAACCCACUUCGUUCCACCUCCUACACUCCGGUUCCUUGUUCCUCACCUACUUGCAGGACCCGAACCCGAGAUUUCACUCUACCGGUUUCCUGUGACCCGAAAAAGCUCUGCCACGCCAUUGUCUCCUACGCCGAUGCCACUUCAGUCGAAGGUAAUCUCGCUUUUGAAACGUUUCGGUUUACGAAUUCGGAUCUUCCCAAAGUUGUAUUCGGAUGCAUGGACUCCGGUUCAAGCUCUAAUCCAGAUGAAGAUUCGAAAACAACCGGGUUAUUAGGUAUGAACCGGGGUUCUUUAUCGUUCGUUUCACAAAUGGGUUUUCCGAAGUUCUCGUAUUGUAUAUCGAGUCGGGACUCGACCGGAGUUUUACUUUUCGGAGAUGCCAAGAUUUCUUGGCUCCAGCCGUUAAGUUACACGCCGUUAGUCAAUAUGUCAACGCCGUUACCGUAUUUCGACCGGGUUGCUUACACGGUUCAGCUUGAAGGUAUUAAAGUUGCGGGGACCGUGCUAUCGUUACCCAAAUCCGUAUAUGUACCCGAUCAUACCGGGGCGGGUCAAACCAUGGUUGAUUCGGGUACACAGUUUACUUUCCUUCUUGGACCGGUUUACACCGCUUUGAAAAACGAGUUCUUGAAACAAACCAAAACGGUUUUACGGGUUUAUGAGGAUCCGGAUUACGUUUUCCAAGGUGCAAUGGAUCUUUGUUACCGUAUUGACAGGACACGGGUCGGGUUACCCGUGUUGCCUAGUGUUACCAUGAUGUUUCGGGGCGCUCAAAUGAGUAUAUCGGGUGAGAGGUUAUUGGUUCAAGUACCCGGUUUGAUUAAAGGGAAUGAUCAAAUUCAUUGCUUUACGUUUGGGAAUUCGGACCUUCUUGGGAUUGAAGCCUAUGUGAUCGGACAUCACCAUCAACAAAACAUGUGGAUGGAAUUUGAUAUUGCAAAUUCUCGGGUCGGGUUGGCUGAGGUUAGGUGUGACUUAGCAAGUCAAAAACUUGGAAUAGGAUUUUAA
Molecule: messenger RNA, 1275 nt
Organism: Lactuca virosa
Lineage: Eukaryota; Viridiplantae; Streptophyta; Magnoliopsida; Asterales; Asteraceae
Source: the annotation of a GenBank genome assembly